ACAAAUGACAUUGAUAUUAUAAGAAAACACCUUAUAUUUUUUAAUUUCAAUAAAUAUUCUCUGGUGACUAUUCUAGAACUUAACAGAAUUCUUGGUCUUCAUAUGCCUCUUCGCUAUUGUCUGUGCUUGAAUAUCGACCGGGUACAAAACCGGGAACAUAAACACUUUGCUCGAAAUUGCAAUACUAACCUACAUAAUUUGGUUGUGCAUCAGAAAGCCGAACAAAUCUCAAGAUGAGUUACAUGCUGGGACAUUUGCAUAAUGGGUGGCAAGUGGACCAAGCCAUCUUGUCUGAAGAAGACCGUGUUGUGGUAAUCCGCUUUGGCCAUGACUGGGACCCCACAUGUAUGAAGAUGGAUGAAGUAUUGUACAGCAUUGCAGAAAAAGUUAAGAACUUUGCAGUGAUAUACCUUGUGGACAUAACUGAAGUACCAGACUUCAACAAAAUGUAUGAACUAUAUGAUCCCUGCACAGUGAUGUUUUUCUUCCGCAACAAACACAUCAUGAUCGACCUGGGCACUGGCAACAACAACAAGAUCAACUGGCCUUUGGAGGACAAACAGGAGAUGAUCGAUAUAAUCGAGACGGUGUAUCGCGGCGCGCGCAAAGGCCGCGGUCUCGUCGUCUCGCCCAAAGACUACUCUACCAAGUACAGAUACUGAACAUGUCUCUCACAACUACAUCUCAAUGCAACUCUGUGUGACCGGGGACAAGCAUACACUACUGGGCUGAACUGCGGCCUGCUACAAUGCUCAGGGCAAAUGGUGCAUUCUGAUUUAUUUGAUUCAGUGUACAAAUGUGAGUAAAGAAACAAACACGACAGUGAAAACUUAAAUUAAGAACUUUUGGCGAUCUAAGUGCCAUAAUAAUAAUAAAAAUAUCCUAAUUAAAUGUUUGUGUUAUUUUCUAUGAA
Molecule: messenger RNA, 913 nt
Organism: Papilio xuthus (Asian swallowtail)
Lineage: Eukaryota; Metazoa; Arthropoda; Insecta; Lepidoptera; Papilionidae
Gene: Dim1
Product: thioredoxin-like protein Dim1
Exons: 3
Coding region: 234-662 (142 amino acids)
Biological process (GO): mRNA splicing, via spliceosome
Cellular component (GO): U5 snRNP; spliceosomal complex; U4/U6 x U5 tri-snRNP complex
Source: RefSeq, a predicted model, not a curated record